This is a messenger RNA of Rhopilema esculentum, 631 nucleotides long. NCBI's taxonomy places the organism in Eukaryota, Metazoa, Cnidaria, Scyphozoa, Rhizostomeae, Rhizostomatidae. The record is from RefSeq and is a predicted model, not a curated record.
AUGGCUGGAAUUGGAGAUAAAUUCGAAAUCGAAAAAUUAGAUAGGUCAAACUGGCCUACAUGGAAGUUUCAAAUGAAACAUUUGUUGAUGGCGAAAGAUGUGUGGGAUCACGUAGAUGGAACGAUUUCAUUACCUGACGAUAAUACAACAUCUAGAGCUACAUACGAAAAGGCCAAGCAAAAGGCAAUGGCGACGUUGGUAAUGGGAAUUCAGUCGAAUCUUAUCUACUUGGUGACAUCAUGCGAAACACCGAAGGACCUGUGGGAUACUCUCAAAGCCUAUUUCGAGAGGGAUACGAUAGCCAACAAGCUGUUUCUCAAGAGACAAUAUUUUACUUCAAAAAUGCUUGAAGGGCAAUCGGUCCAAGAUCAUUUGAAACGUAUGAAGGAAAUUGCUGAUAAACUCCAUGCACUCGGGUCUACAGUAGCUGAAGAAGAGCAAGUCGUGGCAUUGCUCAUAAGCCUUCCACCAAGCUAUACAACACUCGUUACAGCUCUGGAAGCUAAAGGAGAUGAACUAUCACUGUCCUUCGUCCAGCAAGCCCUUAUCAAUGAAGAGCAGAAAAAACAGGCCUUCAAAGCAACCGCAACGACUAAAAUUAAUCGAGACUCAGCAUUACAUUUGGAAAAGG